AUGUCCGAGCAGAUUCUCUCAGGAAAGACCUGCCUCAUCACCGGUGGUGGCGGCGGCUUAGGCAAGGCAAUCGCAUCCCAUUUCCUUGAAGCUGGCGCCAACGUGGUCAUUUGCGAUGUCAACGAAGAACGUCUACAAGCCACCUCGGCCGAGUUAUCCCCCAAGGGACCCUUGAGAGCCAUCAAGACCGACAUCACCAAGACCAACGAGGUUGAGAGCCUAUUCGAGACUAUUAUUGGCGAAUUCGGCAAGGUCGAUGUCCUCGUUAACAAUGCCGGUAUCAUGGACCACUUCGAUCCAAUUGGCGAUAUGGACAUGGAGCUUUGGGAUCGCGUCAUGGCAAUCAACCUUACCGCGCCGGCAUUGUUGAGUAAACUUGCCGUGCGCAAUAUGCUGGCACAGCCAAAGCCCGACGGCCGCAUCAUCAAUAUUGUUUCUGUUGCUGGCAAGGCUGGAUGGGCCAGUGGUAUGAAUUAUCUAACCCUCGUUCUUGUUUCUCGGCUAACUCUUCCAGGUGCUGCGUACACGGCUAGCAAACAUGGUCUCGUCGGAUUGACCAAGAAUACUGCUGCUUACUACGGUAAUAUGGGAAUUAAGUGCAAUGCUCUUAUGAUGGGUGCUAUGGAGACCAACAUCGCCGAUGCUUUCGGGUCUGGUUUCAAUGCUGCGGGCAUGGAGAAGAUGAAGACAGUGCUGGAGGCAAUCCAGGCGCCCUUUGUCGACAUCAAUGAAGUUGCCGGGUUCUGUGUAAACAUGACUUACGGGAGAGGUGCUGGCCAGAUCAACGGUGCUACCAUUGCAAUUGAUAAUGGCUGGACUUCGGUGGUUGGAUAA
Molecule: messenger RNA, 834 nt
Organism: Penicillium salamii
Lineage: Eukaryota; Fungi; Ascomycota; Eurotiomycetes; Eurotiales; Aspergillaceae
Source: the annotation of a GenBank genome assembly